GGACAGGAAGCAAUCGCCUCAUCCACCGCCUCUGCAUUCCAGAACUUUCUUUCGCCCCUCUAACAUCGUACCAUCUUAAGGCUUAUAGACGACAGCAGGCAGCGGCACACUCACUCGUCCACCCAAGGUAGCGGAGAGCCCAGAAGAAGAAAGAGAAAGAAAUGUUCAAGAAGGCAGCGGAAGUGAAGUCACAACAGCGUCUAUCUGGCGCCGACCGGAAGAAGCUAAGGCGAACUGUUGCAGCCCGCUUUCCUAAUGCCUCCGAUGCCGAUAUCGAUUCCUUACUUCCUCCUAAGGCAGAGAUAACUGUUUCCAAGUAUCCAAAUCGAAUUCUUGUAUAUUGUGUGGAGGGUGCCCAUCCCAUGUUUUUCGAUAUUGAUGGGCGUGGCACAGAAAUAUUGCCCACAGUUUAUGCUCUUUGGAAGGUCCCGGAACUUUUGCCUGCAUUUUGGCUGAAAGGGGGUGAAGUUUCUCAGUAUGUACUUGGUGGGGCAGAUUUGAUGUUCCCUGGCGUUUACAUACCUGCUGAAGGUCUUCCAAAUUUUUUAGCCGGGGAGCCAUGGGCAGUGAAAGUUCCUGGCAAUCCUGCUCCAAUAGCUGUUGGAUUGACCAUGAUGAGUGCCACUGAAGCUUCAAAAGCUGGUUUACGCGGAAAGGCCUUAAAAAUUAGUCAUUACUAUGGAGACACACUUUGGGAAUCAGUAGAAAAUCCUUAUGUUCCAAAUGCUGGUUUUUUUGAAGAUGUUGUCUUCGAGGAUCCUGCUUUUGUAUCGGCUUGUGAGGCUUCGGAUUCAUGUGAAGGUGAUGUUUCAGUUGAUGAUGGAAAUGCAGUCAACAAUGAAGAAAUUGGAGAUGUGGUGGAUGUUAAAGAUGAUCAGUCCGCUGGUGCUGCUUCUACAGCUCUAACUGAUGUGGCAAAUGAAAUUACUGAGCAGUUAGUCUCGGGUCUGGGUGAUUUGAAGAUGAAUGAAACUGAUGCAACAGAUGAAUUGAAUGCUGUGGACCAACAUUCAUUAUCUAUUGAGGAUGUUGAUGCAUUAUUGGACAAGUGCCUUUUGCAGGCCUUGCACACAACAGUCAAGGAGAAUGACCUUCCCAUGCCUGGUAGUUCUUUAUGGUCAGGUCAUGUGCUACCUUGCAGGCCUUCAGGUGUUACAUUAGAUAUAAAGAAAUCCUCUUACAAGAAAUUGUCAAAGUGGCUACAAGCUAAAGCCUCUGCAGGACUUAUUUCAGUAAAAGAAGAUAAACAUAAAAAGGAGGCGACAUUGUUUUCGGUUAAUCGUAGUCAUCCAGACUAUGAAUCCUUCAGGCCAGAGAAAAAGAAAGCGGUGAAGGGCGGACAAUCAACUGUGACACAAGGUAUCCAUGAAGGACAGGCACCUAAAGUAUUUGAAGUGUCUGAGGUUUACAAACCAAGUGUUCAUGUGAACCCUAUUUUUAUCUCUGUUGGUGUGGAGCUGGGGAAAUUUUUUAGUGCUCCUGAAGCCUCUGAUAUUGUCUUCCAGUAUGUUGAAAAACAAAAUCUUGUCAAGCCAACAGACAGAUCCAUGGUGACUUUAGAUGCAACUCUUUGUGAUGCUUUAUACAAAGGGGCCAUAAAGAAAGGAUCAACCUAUCCAACAGAAAUUCAUAAGAAAGAUUUAGGAUCAACUUUUAUUAGUCGGAUGCAAGCCCAUCACAGAGUAACAAGGGGCAGUGAAACUGUUGUUCGCAAAGGUGGUUUAAAGCCAAUUCAGAUAAUGACUGAACGGAGGCAGGGUAACAAGAAAGUUACGAAACUUUCGGGAUUAGAAUCGUUUUUAAUAGAUGCUGAGGCAUUAUCUUCAGAGCUGCAGAAGAAGUUUGCUUGUAGUACCACUGUGGCAGAACUGCCUGGAAAGAAGGGACUCGAAGUUUUGGUUCAAGGGGGUGUGAUUGAUGAUCUUGCAAAACACCUGAUUGAGCAAUGCAGAAUACCCAAGAGAUAUAUCGAAGUUCUUGACAAAACAAAGAAAUGAGAUUUCAGGUUAGUUUUCAAAAGUUUUCAGGGAUGGAAGAUUUUGGAGCAGCCAUUCCGGGCGACAUGGUUUGCAUCUGGCGAGAAUUGACACUUUUUGUAAAUUUUUCCUUAAUUAAAAUGACGGGUUGAUUACAGUAACCCUUUAAGGUUUAGCCGGUUUUUUUUUUUCACUUCAAUCCCCUUAGCUUGGGUUAAUUUUGUCCCCAUUUUUAUGUUGGCUUUUCGUUCCCGUCCUUCAUCCUUAAAAUUAAAUUACCCCUGUGACUGCGACUAAA
Molecule: messenger RNA, 2274 nt
Organism: Coffea eugenioides
Lineage: Eukaryota; Viridiplantae; Streptophyta; Magnoliopsida; Gentianales; Rubiaceae
Product: eukaryotic translation initiation factor 2D
Exons: 8
Coding region: 162-1997 (611 amino acids)
Biological process (GO): translational initiation; formation of translation preinitiation complex
Molecular function (GO): translation initiation factor activity
Source: RefSeq, a predicted model, not a curated record